Messenger RNA from Plenodomus lingam JN3, 2544 nucleotides. The record is from RefSeq and is a predicted model, not a curated record. NCBI's taxonomy places the organism in Eukaryota, Fungi, Ascomycota, Dothideomycetes, Pleosporales, Leptosphaeriaceae.
AUGGCAAGUGACAAACUCCAAGGGUUGUCGAUAGUAUCAAGAUUGUGUCCGCGGCCUAUGAACUUUCAGUUUUCGCGACUUGACGAACUGUCUAACCACCGCGCGCCUGAAAGACCAACUCAGCCACUACGACCGAGUCGUGCGGCACAUUUCACUCUUUUCUCGCGUCAAAUUUGCCGGGACCAGCUCAUCACGAUGGUUGUCACCAAAGUUGGCCAGUGGUCCAAUGUGGAAGAUGAAGUGCUGAAGAGCGCCAUCUCCAAGUAUGGCCUCAAUCAGUGGGCGCGAUGCGCCUCGCUCCUUGCAAAGAAGACAGCGAAGCAGUGCAAGUCGAGAUGGCAGGAAUGGCUCGAUCCCAGCAUCAAGAAGACGGAGUGGUCACGAGAAGACGACGAGAAACUCCUGACUAUGGCAAAGCUGCUGCCCACGCAAUGGCGCACUAUCGCCCCUAUCGUCGGACGCACCGCAACACAGUGCUUGGAGCGCUAUCAAAAGCUCCUCGACGAACAGGAGGCCAGAGAGAGUGGGGAUCUGGGCCUUGCUGGGCCAGAAGGCGGAGAGUCAGCUGCGCCUUCGGCGGAAGACGUGCGACGACUGCGCCCUGGAGAAGUCGAUGCCUACGCAGAAAGCCGACCAGCCCGACCCGAUGCAAUUGAUAUGGACGAAGAGGACAAGGAGAUGUUGUCCGAGGCGCGUGCUCGCCUGGCGAACGUCAGUGGAAAGAAGGCCAAGCGGAAGGCGCGCGAGAGGCAGCUGGAGGAGUCGAGGCGACUUGCCCUCCUCCAAAAGCGACGAGAACUCAAGGCUGCUGGCAUCAACAUCAAAAUUGCGCCGAAAAAGGGCCAUCACAUUGACUACAACGCCGACGUACCACUCGAAAAAGAAGUCCCCUCGGGAUUCUUCGACACCACCGAAGAAAUCGAGGCUAACGAGAAGCAACGAGAAUCCUUCGACCCACGUAAGCAACAGCUCGCGAACAAGCGCAAGAUGGAACAGCAGGAUGGAGGCGGAGACAACAAGCGCAACAAAAAGGACGAGAAGUCGGGAGGUCUAGCAGCAUCGUACGCAAAGGCUGCUCAGAUGCAGAGGAUCCGCGAGGCAGAACAGAGCAGCAAGCGACGUGCUCUUGUACUACCUACGCCACAAGUCGGGGAGGCAGAGCUCGAGGACAUUGUAAAGAUGGGCAUAGCUGGCGAGCGCGCGAUCACUGCGGGUGGUGGAGACAACAUAGCGACUCAGGGCCUCGUAGGGAAUUACUCGACCAUCACUGGCAAUACUCCAAUUCGCACGCCCAUGGCACCCAAAGAAGAGAACUUCAUCGCGAACGAAGUACGCAAUGCCCGAUUACGAACAGAAACCCAGUCGGCUCUUCUUGGAGGAGACAAUCCAGAUCUCGUAGAUGAUGAGGCACCAGCUUCACUCUCUGGGCCAUCAGCACGGCACCAGAUUGUCACACCAAAUCCUUUGGCUACACCUUUUCGGCAAGGCAACGGACCAGGAGCCACCCCUGUGCGUCAGGGGCCUGGUGCAACCCCAAUGCGAACACCUCGAGACACUUUACGCCUAAACGAAGAAGAGAGCGGUAUGCAGCUCGUUGCGCAGACUCCCCGGGAUAUGAAAUUACGUGAGAAUGCAAAGCGACAAAAUUUGAAGAGCAGGCUCGCAGCGCUACCAAAGCCAAAGGAGGAGAGCUGGGAGUUUGAGCUGCCCGAAGAACAAUCAGAUCAAAUGGAAGUCGAGAUCAGCGAAGAAGAUGCUGCUGAGCGGGAUCGUCGGGCACGGGAAGCUCGCGAGGCCGCAGAGGCCGCGGACUUUCGUCGGCAAACCCAAGUUGUGCAGAAAUUCUUGCCCAGGCCAUCGCUAGUCGACAUCGAUGUGAUGCUCAAGAGGGCAUUAGACUUGUCAGAUCCCGUUGAACGAGAAAUUGAGACUGAAAUGGCUCUGUUGAUUGCCAACGAUGUUAAAAAGUUCGGAAGUGGGCGUGUCACAGGAACUCUGAAGCCAGUUGAGACAAUAAGUGAUGAUGCUCUUCGGGCUGCCAAGAUGGAACUGGCACUGGAACUCGCCAUGUCGUCCGACAAGGAUAAAAAAGCAUUCCAUAGUGAAUUCGCCACCUCGUGGACUACUUUACAUGGCUCAGCAAUCCUACCUGGUAUUGCUGGGUACGAAGAAGAUGAGAUUGAUGAGCAUCAGCUCAUGGUUGAAGCGUUUGAUAAUGCGCAGGAAUCGAUCAUCGAGGCAGCUGAGCGCGCAAACAAGAUUGAGAAGAAGCUAGCGGUUCACCAUGCAGGCUACAUUAAGCGUGCUGCCCUUUUACGCGAGAAGAUUGGCGGUGCUUUUGGAGCACUCGAGAAAGCGAAAUACGAUUUGGACACCGCGAGGACAGCACAGUAUGCCGAGCAGACGGCCAUCAGCCGACGCCUGUCAAGCCUGCGCGAUGAAGUCCAAUUUGUCACGAAGAGGGAGAGAGAGGCGCAGGAAUUGUAUAGGACAAGGAAGGAGGAACUUGACGGGCUGCAACAGUCUGUGAAUGGAGUGCAUUAG